UUGCCUUAUGCAGCACGCCUCACCUCAUGCAGCACGCCUCACCUCCCGCCAUGUGCAGCGCCCGCAUGGCGUCCAUCAAGUCGUGCAUGCCGCAUCGACCGCGGAACGCACCCAACCCACCGCCACCACCGCCACCACUGCCACCACCACCACCACCACCGCCACCACCACCACCACCACCACCACCGCCACCACCACCACCACCACCACCACCGCCACCACCACCACUGCCACCACCACCACCACCACCGCCACCACCACCACCGCCACCACCACCACCACCACCACCGCCACCACCACCACCACCACCGCCACCACCGCCACCACCACCACCACCACCACCACCGCCACCGCCACCUCCUGCUGCACCAUCAGUGGUUCUGCCGCUGCUGGCAGUGCUGCUGCUGCUGCUGCUGGCUAUGGCGUCGCUCUCACUGCUGGCUGCUGCCGGACUGAACCUCCCAAUCACCCUCCUCCCUCUCCUUCCUCUCCCCCCUUCCCCACCAUCCAUGCCCAGCCCCUCAGCUCUAUCCUCCUUCCCUCCCUCUUCACCCCCACCUGCCAUACCCUGCUGGCCUUUCCCACCCUUCCCUUUUGAUCCCCCCUUCUGACCCCCCUUGUGUCC
This is a messenger RNA of Closterium sp. NIES-67, 625 nucleotides long. Lineage: Eukaryota; Viridiplantae; Streptophyta; Zygnematophyceae; Desmidiales; Closteriaceae. The record is from the annotation of a GenBank genome assembly.